AUGGCUAAUUUGGCAGAUGCUGAGACCAAAUCUAUCGCGGAGUCGAGCGGAACGGCAGACGAUGAUGAUACACUUGAUCCCCGUGUUCAGAUUGAAUUAGAACGAUUAAAUCACGCAAAUGAAGCUAUUAAUCAUUUAGAGCUACAGCUUGAUGAAGCUCGAAAAACUCUAAAAGAGUUUUCUGAUGCUGGUGAAAUAGAAUUAGCUCAAUUAGAGAAAAGUAUAGGUUCAGCUGUGAGUAAAACACGAAGUUAUUAUGAUGCUCGAAUUAAACUUCGUGAUGCACGAGAAGCAUUAACAAAAGCAAAACAUCGAUUUGAACGUGCUCAAGCAUUACAUGUUGCUGCCAAAGAAUUAGCUGUUGUUUCGGCGGAUUAUAUUGAUGAAGCUGAAAGAUCCAAUCAAAAUGCUGCAUCAUGGAAUGAAACAUAUAGUCAAGCAAUUGCAAAAGCAGCUGAUGCUGAAAGAGAAAAAUAUCAAGCAGAUUUAGAUCAACAAACUGCUGAUCAAGCUUAUUCAGAAAUUGAAAAAUUAGUUGAAAAAUUACAAAAAGAUUAUCGACGAGCAAUAAAUAAAUCACAACCAUAUUAUGAAAAAAAAGCUGAUUACAAUAAAGAAUUAGAUUUUCAAAAACGUAAAGUUUAUGGUCUUGAAAUUUGUGUUAAUGAAGCUAAAACUCAAUAUCAAGAAUCAUUACGUAAUCUUGAAAAAAUCAGUAAUGAAAUUCAUGCACAACGAAGUCAAGGAAAAUUACGACGUGAACUUGGCGAACGAACAGCUGGUGUUGGUGAAGAACAAAUAACAUAUACUGAAUUUAAUCCAUUACCACCAUCACCAGUUAAAACUAGUCCAGUAGCAUCCCCGAAAAUUUCUUUAGUAAAACGAAUAAAUCGUCCUGAACAAUUACUUCGUUCAUGUUUACUUCGUACUGAAGCAUUACCAGCUGGAAUCUUUGCUAAUACAAGUGGUCGAUCAUCACCCGAGGGUGAUGAAACAACACCAACAAAUUUCAAUGAUCAAUUUCUUCUUACUUCAAAACAACCACCACCAUCAAUGGUUAUUAUUGAUUCAGAUAAACAAUCGAAAACAAAUUUAUAUAAUACUCAUGAAAGAAAAUCAAGUGAUGGUUAUUCAUCACAAUUAACGGAUGAUGAAGAUGAGCGAACAGGUUCACUUCAUGUUCUAACUGAUGAACAACUUGAACAUUUAACUUCUGUAUAUCAUCCUCUUCCACCUCCACCACCAUCAUCUCAAACAGGUACGACUAAAACAUCAUCCACACAAAUAUCAGAAUCUUUAUUAUAUUCAUUAAGCAAUCCUCUUUCGAAACUUGUUCUACGUUAA
This is a messenger RNA of Adineta steineri, 1344 nucleotides long. NCBI's taxonomy places the organism in Eukaryota, Metazoa, Rotifera, Eurotatoria, Adinetida, Adinetidae. The record is from the annotation of a GenBank genome assembly.